Messenger RNA from Periconia digitata, 1062 nucleotides. Lineage: Eukaryota; Fungi; Ascomycota; Dothideomycetes; Pleosporales; Periconiaceae. The record is from the annotation of a GenBank genome assembly.
CUGCUGCACACGCACCCUCUCCGUUGCUGGGCCACCACCACCAUACAUACUUGUACCAUCAUCAUUAGCUGAGAGGGAUCCCUUCUCGCCCCGUCCCCUCUCUCCUGCAUCUCCAGUUGCUUGUCUGCCCAUGACUGACCGCCUGGCUGGCUGACUGGCUGGCUGACUGACUGACUGACGAGGCCGCGCAAUGACAUGAGCCACUACCCCGAUUCCGAUUGGCCUGCUUACCAAAGACCCUCUUCUGCUCGCCUCCAUCUCAUCUCACAGUGGAGCCUCUGUUCUCUUGUCUAGAACACCCAAGCCUACCACUCACUACAUGCUAAUUGUCCAAGAACCAUCAAACCCACGCCAGCGACAUCUUUCAUCUCCUUUCCUCGUACUGUCCUUCAUUCUACGCAGCCGUCUUCGGUCCAACAUUCUUCGCCAACCCAAUGCCACCCCGGGCUGCCUAGUCGCUGCUGGUUUUUCUUCUGUCCUCCACCGUCCAUGUGCUGUGACGCAACCCCCACAUGGGUACAUUCAACCAUCUUAUCGGCCCUUGCACAUGUGCUCCUUGUUGCGUGCCUCGUUCCCUUGCCGUCACAAACCUACCUCUUCUCGCUACCACUCCACGUCGUCCGCCUCCACAUCUGCUGCACCCAUCAUCUUGUCCACAUAGCGCACGCCAAAAUGCUCAACGACGUGGAGCUGAACCGUUGGUUGUCGGAGCUUCCUCGGGUCCAGCCUACGUUCUACCCAUCUCCGAUUCCAAUCAUCAAUCAUCCAGUGCCAUGCUGCUGUCCAUGUGGGGGAGUCACCGGUGGACAACUCCACGUUGCCAAUCAGAAAAAGUCUCGAUACACAAAAAAAAAAAGAAGGCAAAAAGUGACGCAAGGAAGGGAAAAAUCUUCCCUGUCUGGCCGUGUCGCGGCGAGGCAAGAAUUCUCCGCAAGCCAUCAUCAACUAACUCUUUUCCUUUGUGAACCUCGCCUCGAAACUUGUCCAACCGUCAUCCACUCUUGCUUUUCCGUAUGCCUGCUGCCAUCUCUAACAAGCUCGUUCAACAAGAAUCAUCUAUGA